Molecule: messenger RNA, 2720 nt
Organism: Culex quinquefasciatus (southern house mosquito)
Lineage: Eukaryota; Metazoa; Arthropoda; Insecta; Diptera; Culicidae
Exons: 6
Coding region: 186-2612 (808 amino acids)
Source: RefSeq, a predicted model, not a curated record
UUUGAAGAAGCAACCACGGGAGAGACCCGUCCCCCCGUUGGGUUGUUGUUUUUGCAGUGAAAAUGAAAGUGACCUACUUUGGCGCAGGGAUAGUGGUGCCCGUGGGAUCGUGUAAUUGAGCUCGCGGAAGGGGAUUAUUCGACACGUUGUUGACGCGCUGUUGUGCCACCUUCUAAACCAUCGAAAUGAACAUCUCAAAAUGGCUACCGAAGCAGCACUAUGAAGUAAUCAAGCUGUUCGACCAGACCCGGGCCCUGGAGCGGGAGUUCCGGGUGCUCGGGAAAAAGUUCGCCACGGAUAUCAACCUGGACUUGCCGGAUUACUAUGAAUUUGAACGGCUGCUGCAGCAGAGUCGUCAGAGUUUUGAAUUGUCGGCCCACAUCCAGACGCGGUUGAUCCGGAUGUCGGCCUCGUCGGCGGACAAGAAUGUCGAGCGGAGUUUCUUCAGGAUUUUGAUCAACCGGAAGGCUCACCUGAUCCGCCAGAGUCUGAGGAAGCGCCACUUUCAGCUGAUGUUCAUCCUGCACAAAAUGGUUCGGUUGAUGCUGGGACUCACGUACAGUUCGGAGGUGGUUAUCGACGGGGCCAUGCUGCUGUCCACGUUGCACAACGAAGCGGUGGCGUUGGCGUUGAGGACGACGAAGGCGCGCACCCAGGACGGUGCGCAGGUUUGUAGCAACUCGUUUCCCGGGUUGAUGUAUCUGCCGAAGAAGCUGGACAUUGGAACAAUACUGCAGGUCGUAACGAAGCAACGGUCGGAGCAGUGCUGCGCGAUGCUGAUCAACUGUUUGCUGGUCACGUGCAAGGGCGCCACCACGACCGCCCUCGAGGACGACGAGUCGGACUCUUCCAGUGUGGAGAUCCUGCGCACCCUGACGGCCAACUUCAACGAGGGCAACAAGCAAGUGGACCCCUCUCUUGAGGAGUUGAACACUCGUCGGAAAGCGAGCAUCAAUCUGAUCGCCAGCGGUGAAAUUCACAUGGGCCAACUGCCACCUCCAACGGACAAGCACGUCACGAUCAGUCCGAUCGUGAAGCCAGAAUCCCGGGAACCGGACGAGUCGGAACAUAACGAUCCUGCCAUAAACUUUUUCGACGAAAUGGCCGCCGAAGCCGCUGCGUACAACUCGAUCAACUACCUGGUCAACGAGCCGGAAGGAAUCGACCUGCUGGAGAACUUGAUCGCCGACGAGGAGAUCUUCAUCGCCAACAUCCUGAUGAAGGUGGUCAAACUGUGCCCGUCCGCGUUCGACAAGACCCUGGACAAGUCCGAACUCAUCAAGUGGGUUAACCGGGGCACGCGUGGCCUCUGGACGCAGGUCGGCGGCACCCUCGAGCACGUGGUCCUCUGGUGGAGCAGUUCACCGUUGGCUUGCCGGCCGGCCGCUUGCGCCAAAUACCUGCGCGACUGGCUUCUGCUGAUAACCCCGGACGAGGCUCCCGAACCGAUACUGUCCAUGCUGAAGGGUCUCGCCGAAACGCUGACGGUCCACGUGACCAGCACGAUCUGGGAUCGACAGUUCCGGCUGGCGGUCGUCGCGUCCAGCCUCCCCGUCGACUAUCCCUUCGAAGAGUCGGAGUUUUACAGUGCCAACAUGACGGUCGAGGGAACCGUUUGCGGUAAGGUUUGGAGCGAGCUCCUGUACCAGUUGGCGCAAAUCUCCAACACCUGCGACGUAGGAACAAUCCCGAACGAACUGCCACUGGUCGAGCAGAUACCGGUGCUUCACCGGCUCGACCACUCGAUCCAUUCGAUGCGAAUCUGGGCCUCGAACCGGGCCCGCUCGCUGUGCACCGACUGGAACAUGAUGAUGUUCUUCAAGGUGGUCCACAACGACAUCGGGCUCUGUUUGGAGCAGCUGCAGUACCUGCGCGUCCCGGAGCUGGUUCCGCCGAGCGCGCUCGAGGUCCAAGUGCAGGUUUGUGUCGCUCUGCGCGAGAAGCUAGUGUCCGAGAUCAAAGAGAACAUUCGCAAGCUGAAGCAAGCCAGCGCCGAAUGCAUCGACGUGCUAGCGGCGGUCUGCAGAACGACCAGCCUCGCCUCGUUGACUCUGUGCUUUCCACCGUUGCGCCACUGGCAGACGGAACUGCUGCAGGACGCGGCCAACGACUACGUCGCGUACUUCUUCAACCAGGUCUACCUGCCCGUCAUUCAGGCCACCCGCGAUCUGGACAUUCUCAAGCUCACGCUCAAGAUUAUCUGCGAGGCCUGGCUCGACCACAUCUACAUGAAGAAGACCAAGUUCAGCAGCACCGGCGCGCUCAACCUGCUCAAGGAUUUUGACGGCGUGGCCGACUGGAUCUACAGCCUCAAAGUGCUCGACAAGAACCUCAAACCGGAGCUCUCGAAGCACGAGGUGCUGCGGAUGUGCGAGGGCGUCGGCAAGCUGCUGCUGCGAAAACCCGACGAAACCAUAUCGAUUCUGCCGAGCCCGAAGACCGGCCGCCGGGGAGAGGAAGAACCACCCGCCACCGAGGACGACAAAGCGCCCCUGCCGCCGGAGAUGUUCGUGCCGAACCAGAAGCGCUGGCUGGAGCUGCGCGCCCGGGACAAGAAGGUCAUCAUGGGGCUGAACUGUACCUGUCUGUGUGCCGGAAUGGACGUUUACUAGGGACGCUGCUUGUUCAUCUCCAAACGAAUAUUUCAAAACUUUGCGAUCUUUUCCAUCCAACUUAGCUCGUUACAGAUUGUUCGAAUAAAGUUCUGUAUCAAAUUAAAA